Uranotaenia lowii is the source of this 1620-nucleotide messenger RNA. RefSeq names its product zinc finger protein 277. The record is from RefSeq and is a predicted model, not a curated record. Bases 189 to 1550 code for a protein of 453 amino acids. The transcript has 2 exons. NCBI's taxonomy places the organism in Eukaryota, Metazoa, Arthropoda, Insecta, Diptera, Culicidae.
AUAUUUAAGCCAUCAUGAAAAUCUAUGACAAAAAGGUGCAAAAGAAAAACAAAGAAAACUGAACAUGAAGGGGCUAGUUUUUGCUUCAAGGGCAAGCGUUUGUUUCCAACAAAAAUAAAGUCUCACAUGUUUUGUUGAUACAAAAAUCAUUGUGGAUUGGUCGCAGCCAACAGUUGUUGUCUGCCACAAUGACGUCCAGCAUCGAUUCCGUUGCAGGGGAGGGUCCAUCUUCGCCACCGGCGCCGGUGACAUCUUCCGUAAUCGGCCCGUUAAACUUUGGCAAAGACGAUUCGGACAUAGAGGCUCCUCCCACUCGACUAACGGAUGAGAGCGCCGUACCAUGUAUGUUCUGUGAGAACAUUUACGAUUUUCGCGAGAACGGGAUUCGAGAUCAGUACCUUGCCCAUCUGUAUCUGGUUCAUCGAUUGGUCGUAGCGGACGUGACGGAAAUUGAUUGCCUAGCUAGUUAUGCAAAGUUUUGGAAAGAGAAAUUUCUACAAGAUCCAGUCGAAAAGUAUUGCGCGGCGAUGUUGCUCAAUCAGCUUCCGGAUGGAACACCGGCUAGCAACGAGAAAUAUUUCCUUCUGAGCGAUAUUGAACCUACAGAUUACGAGCUUCGUUUACGAUUGAAACGAGAGAUGAUGGAACUGGUGCUAACGAGACAUCAGUUUGAACGAACCGAUCGGAACUUCAACCGUGGCUGUUUGUACUGUAGAGAUUUUAGAUCGGAAAGUCGUGUUGAGUUUAUCGAGCAUUUGUACAAGAAACAUUUUCUACUUCUGGGAAAAGCAGAAAAUCUAGUCUUCGUGGAUGAGCUUAUCGAUACAGUACAACAAAAAAUGGACCAGCUCGUGUGUUUGUACUGUGAGAAGAUUUUUAAAGAUCGUCCCACACUCAAGGAACACAUGCGAAAGAAAGGACACAAACGAAUUAAUCCCGAAAACAAAAUUUACGAUCGAUUCUUCCUGGUCAACUAUCGCAAUGAUCGCUUCAAAAAACCUGCUAGCACAACCAAACAACCGGUGUCAAUAAAUGUGAGGCCACAAGAAAAAUCUCCUUUUCACUCAGAAGACUCGGAUUCCGAUUGGUCCGAUUGGUAUGGCGAGGAUCAGAAAACCACUUGUUUGUUCUGUCCGAACGCCAAAGAGAAAAUAGAGGACCUUAAAGCCCACAUGAUUGCGGAACAUAGUUUCGACUUUGACGCUCAAGUAAUCGGUUUGAGUUUCUAUCAACGCGUUAAAGUAGUCAAUUUCAUCCGAAGACAAAUGCAUGUGAUGAAAUGUGUGAUGUGUCGGGAAGAUUUUUCUUCCAGAGAAAAUCUGGAAAAUCAUCUCAAAGAGCAGAAUCACUAUGGCAUAGGCGACCAACAACUAUGGGAUCAGCCGGAGUUUUUCUUUCCCACGUACGAGGACGAUCAAUUCUUGUGCCAUUUGGAAGACGAUAGCCCAGAUCAAUCCGACGACAGUUCAGUAGUUAUUUCUGAAAAGGUUAGCGCAAACAUAAGCGCUGAAGCCGAAUCCCUUUCGUUAGAACAGUUUAAAUUUGUAUAGUGUUACAAUUUAUAUAAGGGGACAUCCAUAAAUUACGUAACGCUCCUAGGGGGGGGAGGGGGUAAGCUCU